Neolamprologus brichardi is the source of this 4083-nucleotide messenger RNA. Its product is annotated as TLE family member 5-like. Gene Ontology annotation, biological process: regulation of DNA-templated transcription; negative regulation of canonical Wnt signaling pathway. Gene Ontology annotation, cellular component: transcription regulator complex; nucleus. Gene Ontology annotation, molecular function: protein binding; transcription corepressor activity. The record is from RefSeq and is a predicted model, not a curated record. Lineage: Eukaryota; Metazoa; Chordata; Actinopteri; Cichliformes; Cichlidae.
AAGUCAGGGGCUCAUGUGUCAACAUCCAGGGUUUCCCCGGGGAGGAAUAGCAUUAGCGUUAUUCCAAAUAAAGAAAAGCAAAACAAAACUCAAAAACGCCUGAUGUUGCUUUGAAGAACCUUUUAUUUUUGUUAACAAAUUACUCCUCGGAAGUAUCGGGGUUUUUUUCUACUUCAAAGACUAGAAGGCGACCUAAGGCUCCUGCUGCUUUGACGUUAGCUAACGUUAUUUUAAAGGAUGACAGAGUACAAAGUGCGAAUAGCGUCUCCAGUCAUUUAAUAACAUCUGGGGAAACGUUAGCUUAGCCAGCUAGCCUGGUAGUUCGAUUAGACAGAGGAAAGGCGGCGAAACACACUGCUGACAUGAUGUUUCCUCAAUCGAGGCACUCGGCAUCCUCUCAGUCCAGCCAACCUCUCAAGUUCACCACCUCUGAUUCCUGUGACCGCAUCAAAGAUGAGUUCCAGUUCCUCCAAGCACAGUACCACAGUUUGAAGCUGGAGUGCGAUAAGCUGGCUUCUGAAAAGUCAGAGAUGCAGCGUCACUAUAUCAUGUACUAUGAAAUGUCCUACGGGCUGAACAUUGAAAUGCACAAACAGGCUGAAAUAGUGAAGAGACUAAAUGGGAUCUGUGCUCAGGUGCUGCCUUACCUGUCACAGGAGCAUCAACAACAAGUCAUGGGCGCUAUUGAAAGAGCCAAGCAGGUCACACCUCCUGAGAUGAACUCCAUCAUACGUCAACAGCUUCAGGUGCAACACCUGUCCCAGCUUCAGGGCCUGGCUUUGCCAGUAGCCCCGCUUCCCCUGGGCCUCACCCCACCCACUCUGCCCGCCGUCUCCUCCAGCUCCGGCCUGCUGUCCCUCUCCUCCAUCCUGGCCAACUACUCCCACGGCCAGCCCCCGGUAGCGAAGGAGGACAAGGCCAGAGAUGUCGCAGAGAGAGCACCUAGAGGGGACGAUGGAGACAAGUCAGACUAGUGCAGAAAGAGCGAGGAGGUUUGGAGAGGAAUGGUAUGGGGUGUAAUAAAUGUCACAAAAAAAGGAAAGGGUGUCUGGAGGCCUGUCUACUGAGUGUCAAUGUAGAAGAGUAAUUGCAAGGAUGAUUAGCAAAAGGACCGAGCUCAAACUUUUGUAAGUGCUGAAGAUGAAACUCCUGAAUGGCUGAGAGUAAAUGUUCUUAUUAUUUAGUGGUAAUAGACUUGGUUCAGGCUUCUAGACUUUAAUAGAUGUGUGGGGUUUUUAAAAAAAAAAAUUUGUUCAAGCCGCAGUUGUUAGGCUUAAUCAAGAUAAAUGUUUUCCCAUUUGGAGAGAGAGCUAAGAAAGAAACACAAUAGCAGUACCCUGGUAGAUAACCGUCAGAUUUAUUUUCUCUUCCAUCUUUUUGUUAUCAGAUCUGUUUAGUGUUUAUUUCCAUGUCCUCUGUAGUCCCUCUGAUUGAGUCUCAAUGCAGUCUGCCAGUCAUAAAAAGCAGUUUUAACAACUCCACUCCCCACAUACUGCUUCACUGUUGCUCACGACUUGCUAAAAUGAAAUCAUCUUUUUCCAAAACGUUAACUGGAGCAGUUUUGUCAGUAAUUCCAUUAAUUUACUCUGUUAAGUGUUAUGUUCUUCAUUAUUCCCAACCGUUGGAUGCAUUACCAGAGCUGUGUGCAUUAGUCCCACAUAAAUCAAGUUUUUUUUCUUAAUUUCAGAAAUAUCUUUAGUUUGUACAAAUGGUAAAGUAGCCAGCUUGGAAGUUAAUAUGUGGUAGGUAGGCCUAGCUGCUCCUGUGAGCUCCACAUGGGAUGUGGACCAUUGACAUAAGAUCAUGGACCCCGCGUCUUUAAAUGAUAAGAAUAGAUGCUCUGAAAAACCCCCCAACUCAUCUUGUUUUUGUAAACUGAGGCAGGUUCUUAUAAAACCAUAAAGAUUCCUGUGUGUUAGAGUGAAUGUGAUUGGAAAGAAGAAAACGCUUUAACUUUACUUUUAAGCACCUUUUGUGUCCCCCCCCCCCUUGUUCCUGUCCUUUCCCCCUGCAGGUCCACAAAAUUGAUCCCAAAAUAGGAUCUAAAUGUUAAAACAGUGUGGUUUUGACAUAUAGCCAAGCGUUGUGUUUUUAUAGGUUAGCAGAGCUUUUUAGUUUUAGCUGAGAUUGCGUUAAGUACCACCUUUCUUUUUAUCUGUGACUACACGAACCUGACAUUCUCAGCAUUUUGAAACACGAGCUGUAUUCCAACCACAUACUUACUGUCUUCAUUAUACAUUAUGGGUAGCAAGCUUUUCAUGUAGGUAAUGUGCAAAAAAAUUAAAUAUGCUGUUUUUGUAUUAAUGAGAGUGACUUCUUUUAGCUUUGUUACCAUCAUGGAGAUGUGGCGAGAUUUUGUUUUCGGCUUUUUCUACCUGUGAUCAGCUCCCACGUAUAAUUUCUUGUUGUUGGACAGUCAUUUCCUCCCAGUUUUGUUUGAAUUCUGACAAAUGUGAUUAUUGAACAGAGCUGUAAUUCACUUUCAUUAAUAUUAAUAUUAAUAAUAAUAAAGAUAAGUUGAGCAGUAUAGCUUUAAAUAGCUUUAUCAUCUGUAAUAUAAAUAAGGAUGUUAUGUACAAAUAGCAAUUAACCGUUUGACUCAUUCAUUAAUAUAGAUUAUUAAGAUAUCAAAGAAGCAUGAUUAAAAUGAAUUGGAUCUGCAGUGUUAAAGAGCAGCAGUUCAGCAUUUUCGGCAGUUCGGCAUUCUUUGGUAGUUUAGCCACAUUAGACUAAAAGUUGAUCAGUGUUAAACAAUAACAGUAAAAUUAAUCUUUAGUAAAUACGAUCCAGGCUACGCACACUCAACAACUCCAAACCUGCUAGUUUAGUAGUGCAGAUUCAGGCCCAGAAGUAAAAGCAGAAAGCGGACUGUUGGAUUUUUAUGUUGUUAUAUCUGAAAAGGAGCAGCUGCUCACAGAUGUUUUCAACUUUAACCGAUAAUAAUAGGGAAAUGAUUCAAGUGACAUCUAAGAAAAUGAAGAUGACCGUUUUCGAAAAUGCUACCCAGGAGGUUAUAUGCGUGUUGAUAAUUUCCCAUUUUUGUGAUCUUAUAUAUCAAAACUUGUAUGCAUAAUGUUUGCAGUUGGUAUGUGGUAUGAAACUGGUGAACAGCUCAAGUUUAUGGCUGAGAAAUGUUCAUUUUUUUAGGCAGCAGAGGGCAGCAGUGCUCUUCCAGUGAUUUGUUAUGGGUUAUAAAAAGCAUGGAAACAGCCCCAGGUUUAUCUGUCGUAUUCAGUCACAUUAUUGUUUUCCUCUCUUUUCGUUUUUAUGAUUGUAUGCUGACCACAGGUACACUGCAGGUGUGUCAGCUGUCCCUCCCCUGUAAUGUGAGUGCUUUCCAGAGCUUUGAUAACCCAGCUUUUAAUGUCCAAGCAUAACCCUUUUCCCUCUGUUUUAAUUUGAAAAGCACUUAAGUUGUGGCUCACUGCUCCUUUUGUUUUUCUUCUUCCUGUCUGUGCAAGUGUUGGGGAGCUGGAGUAUCUCCCUCCCUGGAGAUCUGACUUCAAUAUAUUGAGUGCGAGAACAGAUCAUUUAAUCAUUAGCACUCUUUAUACUGACGUCAGCCUCUGUAGAAAUCCUCCCUUGGCAAAACUCAGACAUGUGAAUGGUAUGUGUGUUUGUUUUGCUGUGAAGGGCCAAUUUGUAUACAUAUGAAUAUAUCAAUAUACAUAUUUUUUAAAGCAUUUUUGUAUGUUUCAAAGCUGCUUUUUAAUGUGUGUGUAUCAUGGAGGACUUCGUUGUUGUACGCGUGCAUUACAAGCCUACGCUACGAGAGGCACAAUGUUGUAUAUCCUGUCUUUUCUUUUUCUCCUGUUUUCUCUUCCAUUCAUUCUCUCUCAGUAGGCUGUAACACUUAACUUUGUUUUCUAGAUUUGUAAAUGUUUUCUCCUUUUUUUUUUCUGUGCAAAUGAAAAACUGUUAAAUGUGUCUACAAACACAGUCUCAUUUCAAAAUACCCGGGACAAAAAAACAAACAAAAAAAAAAAAGAUGUAAACAAGCAACUGUGUACUCUGAGAAUGAAUCAACCUUUUAGCAGUAAGGAAGCGUCUCUGGUGCCUUACAAAUAAAAGAUGUGAUUGAGA